Molecule: messenger RNA, 1683 nt
Organism: Chenopodium quinoa (quinoa)
Lineage: Eukaryota; Viridiplantae; Streptophyta; Magnoliopsida; Caryophyllales; Amaranthaceae
Exons: 1
Coding region: 494-1534 (346 amino acids)
Source: RefSeq, a predicted model, not a curated record
UAUUUGUCAUUCCGUCCUCUCAUUUAGAUCAUAUUGUAUCAUAUUAACAAUGAGAUAUAUAUAAAAGCACCCAUAUUAUUUAACAAUUACCAUAUUUAUCUUAUUUUACUUAAAUUUUCUCAUUAAAAAAAGUUGAACCACCCGUAUCAUAGUAGGAUAUAGUCCGAGACGUAUUGUCAUGUGUUCCACAAGCGUCGGUGUCUGAUACGAUAUCCGACACAAACACGACAAUUGGAUGAAACGUCCAUGUAUCCUAACUAGUCACUACGCUACUACAGUUCACAUUUUCAAACUCAAAUCGGCGCCUUCCUCACUUCUUUCGUGAAUAACCACAGUAACCCCCCUUCACUCUCCCCCCAAAAUCACAUUUUUGAAUCUUGAAUUUUUCUCUCUCCUCCUAUUCUCAUAACUUCCCCUCUUUUUUCCUCAUCAAACUCGCUACAAAACUCAAACCAAAUUCAAAAACACCCCAAAAAUUAAAAAAUCACAAAAAAUGGGUUGUGUAUCUUCAACACUCCUAAACCAAGACGAUGAUUUCCCCCAAAUCGGAAGCACCGCCUUUAACCACCACAUUGUCUCUCUCACUUCCACCACUUACGGCCUUCUUUCGCUAGAUCCCCCACCAGCCUCUUCCCCUAUGACACCGCCUCAGCCGCUCCCUCGCUUCUCUCUAACACCCAAAUCUCUAUUCGUUGACCAACCUCCUACCGAAGUCAUCAAUUCAUGGGAACUCAUGGCCGGCCUCGACUCAAUCACACCCGAAAAUAAUGAGAUUCAAGAUAACAAUAAAAGUUUUAGAUUCACUCCUCAGUUGUCUAACUCCAAACCUUGUACCCCUAAAUUCUUUUCCAAAUUCAAAGAGAAUUCGAACCCGAAUACUAAUGCUCGGGUUCGAAAGCCCCGGCAACUGUUUCCAGAACUAGAUGCCGGGGUAGAGAAUACGGCGAUCCAUGGUUGCGGAAUUAAGUGUAAAUUGGAGCAGUUUCCGGAAAUUUGUCCGCCAAAUGGGGAGGACAAAGUAGUGCUUUACACUACCUCUUUAAGAGGGGUUCGGAAGACGUUUGAGGGUUGCAAUGCGGUUAGAUCGGUGAUUCGAGGUUUGAGUUUUGGCAUUUGCGAAAGAGAUAUAUCAAUGGAUCGCGGGCUAAGAGAUGAAUUGAAGAAAUUGUUUUCGCCUUCGCCUUCGCCUCCGCCGCUGCCCUGUUUAUUCAUAAAAGGGCGGUAUAUUGGAGGAGUUGAUGAAGUGUUGAAAUUACAUGAGGAAGGUGGGCUUGUUGAGCUGCUUCAAGGGUUACCGAGACUCGAGGCCGGUACCGUGUGUGAAGGGUGCGGUGAUGUUAGGUUCUUGCCUUGUUUUCGGUGUAAUGGGAGUUGUAAAUUGGUUGUGGUUGUGAAAGAGGUUGAUGAUGAUAAUCCGGAAAAUGUUAUUAGUAUGAAUAAUUAUGUUAGUAGUGAUAGUAUUCAGAGGUCUGUUGUGAUGAGAUGCCCUGAUUGUAAUGAGAAUGGUUUAGUGCUCUGCCCUAUUUGCAGUUGAUCAAAUCAUAAAUUAAUUUGUAAGUUUAUCUAUCUCAAAUCUUCUCAUUUGAGUUGUUUAUUUAAACUAUAAUUUUAAUUAUAUCAUACUGUUUGUGUAUUGUUAAUGUAGUAAUACAAGAUAUUAUAAACUAGAAAAUUCGGUUUCUA